UGUAAACUGAAUAUUUUCAGAUAUAUUUUCAACUGUGAUGAAUUAAGAAAUGCUGUUCUAGAGUAUCUGAAUUGCGAACUCGGCAGUGAUGUCGGGGACUUGCUGACAGCUUUGUCAGCGCUAGUGGGCGUUCGCAACGAGAAUCAUCCAAUGUUCCAAUGUCGUUCGGAGGAGAACUGGAAUGGCGGGACUUCGAACUAACCAUGAAUGAGGUUAUGUAUAAUGCUGGAGGAGGUCAUCAAUCCACAUCAACUACAGAACAAUCCAUUAAUCCCGAUCUAGUAGUAUCAAACAAUGAGGCUGAAUCCAAUAAUACAAUCCAAUCAAGUUUGUCUGAAAAUGAUAAAUCGGAAGAGAAGGAGGAGGGAGAGGCCACGGAGUCCGAAACCGAGGGGUUUAAUGAGAUUGCAGAAGAGGAGGGGGAGGACGAUUGUCAACUCUGUCAAACAGAUCAGCACAGGUCCGGGGAGUGUCCAGAUUUAAAAUGUUUUAUCUGUGGAGAGCAGGGACAUGCUAUGGUUGUGUGUCCCAGAAAACCAGGACAAAUCAGAAUAUCUGAUAUUGCUAAUAUAAGUCUGAUUGGUAAAAACAAGUGGUGUGAGAACAAUCCAGAUGUAAUUGAGCCUGGAGAGAGCUUUGAGCAAGACAGUGCUUGGACUGACAAUGAAGAGCCAAGGGUUAAUGUUGUCCCAACAAUCCAAGUCAGGAUUGAAAAUGAUUUUUGCGAUAAGGAAAUUCAUUCUGGGAGAAACAAAUCAAGAUCAAACAAGAACGCAGGAAGUAAUGACUCAUUCAAAGAUGAUGAGCGGCAUAAAACUAGAUCUAGUUAUGGUCCAGAUAAAACCAAUAGAUCGGAGAAAAAACGACCGAGAUCUACUUAUGAUCGACAGGGUAGAGAGAGCAUAGACAGACGUACUCGGUCAGGGAAAGAAAGAAAGUCUCAGGAGAAACAGAAAAGAUCCAGAUCAAGGUCUAAAUCAGGGUCAAAAAGAGAUAAUAGUCCGGAAAAGAAGCGUUCGCGACAGGUUCAAUCUGGAAACUCUUCCAAAGAAAAGGAACGCCCAUCUCGGGACAAAAAUCGUUCUUUGAACAGACAAACCUCUAGACAACACUCUAGUUCUAGAAGAUCUAGAGAUGGAAGCUCAGCCCAGAGUACAAGUCGGAGAAGAUCACGCUCAAGAUCACGAAAUAGAUCUAGAAAUCUCAGAUCUAUAUCCAAGGAUGAAAAAUCAAAGAAAAAUAUGCUUGUUCAAGCUCCGGAUUUUGAAAAGGCAGCAACGGAAUUUCUUUCUAAGCCCUUAAAGAGUUCUGAAUCUGAAUCAACAGGAUCAACAGAAGUAGGAGUAGCUGUAACAAACAAUAUCCAUCUUGUGAGACCAAACCUUACCAUGAUUCCAAUAGAAAAUGAAAUUUCUAAUUUAGAAGAAAGUGGUAUUUUUCGUCUCGUAGAAAUUACCAUGACCUCUAGGUUUGCUAGAGAUAAGAAAGCAAAGACAAGUUUAGUUGAAAAUUUGAGUAAAUUCUGCACACCAUAUAAGGUUACAAAUGAAGAAAAAAUUGUCAUAGAAAACACUCAUGAAGUUGAAUCAAUGGCAGUUAUGGAAAAAAUCUCUGAAUUGAAGGUGGCCACUGCUGUAUUGAAAUCAACAAGCAUAAAACAAGAACAAGCCGUUAUAAACGAUUCAGUUCUUCUCUACCAAUCUAUUGAUAGAAAGCAAUAUCUUCUGGUUGGUGUAGGGUUGGAUAUCAUAUCUGCCAGCUCAGUAACUGAAGGAUUGGGAGAAUCUCCGAUUUCAAUCUCAUUUUACUCCCGAGGGGUGAACUUUCAUCUUCCCGUGCCACCCUUAUCUAUACUAAAGGAUCAGAAAAAGAAAUCUUUACUCCUUCAGCUGGAUAGUGAUCUUAAUAAAUAUAACAAUGAAAAGAUAUGCAAUGCAGUGCUGGAAACCUACUUGGAGACAGUAAACAAAUUGUUAAUUAAGAAUUUGAAAGAAAAAGGCCUUUUCGACCAUUGUAUUUUUGUUUUCGAAUCUUGGCACCAGGCCUCGGUGUUUUUCAAUUGGGUUGGAUUUAGCAAGAACCAUGAUUAUCUCAAGAAUGAUGCUAGAAUUAUUUCUCUAGAAGAAUUAGAGAACACCUCUGAUAUCAAGAUUCCUCUAGACGGAGCACAAAAUCGUUCAAAAUUUUCACAUUAUGUUGCGGAGAAUUUUGUUAAGAAAUAUAAGUUUGACGAGAUUAUUAAAAAAUCAAUCCGAGCCCCUACCUUAGUACCUGGUGGAAGCAUUGAUCUCUGCACCUCUCUUCAAAAUAUUUGUUAUCUAUCUCUGGAGUUUGUUAAACAUGAGUCAAGAGAUGUUAUUUCUCAGAUAGGUUGUAUUAUUGUUCUACCUAACAAUACCAGAAAAACUUUUUUCUCUGCAUGCAAUCCGUUCAGGGAUGAAAUCACGAAAAAACAAAUAUCUCUUCUGAAACUGAUCCCGACAGAAUCAGGGUUGAGUUUUAAGGAUUCUGUAACAGGAAACCUUGUUCCUGCUCUAAUUGAGCUAGAGGUUAUUGAACAGUUUCUACAAUUCUGCAAAGAGUCUACUGAGCAAUCUAGUUUUAAAACCACGCUGGUUACAUUUUCUAGCUCUGUAACGUUGACUGUUCUAUUGCAAGCUCUAAAGAAGCAUAGCAAAUCGGUCGAGUUUUUCAACAUUUUCAGAAACUACUCUGAUCUGUUUAACAUUUUGCAGAAAACUUAUCCCGAGGAAAAUAUCCUAGAUAUUCCAAGGUUUGUUGAUAUUUGUCAUUUCUUGAAAGUUGAGCCUGCGAAGGAUUCUGCGCUUCAAGCAGCAUUAACUCUCCAAACAUGUGUGAAUAAACUGGUGAAUGGCAGGGAGUGUGACAAAAUUAAAGGUUUCUCCAACACAUCCAGCAAACUGUUUCUGUCUGGGGUGAAAUAUAGUUUUUGUAAACUCCAGCACAAUCUGUAUAUUCAUCCAGGCGUUAAUACCUCAGUCAAACUCACUAGCACUUUACCUAAUUCAAGGGAUCUAAGAGUAUCCGAAUCCUUGAUUAAAGCUUGCAGUGUCAAGAAUGUUUCACUCAUUGGGAAAGAAAUAUCUAUCGAGUUGAGAAAUGAGACCAAAACAAGUAUAUUUCUGAAAAAGGAUGAAAAGAUCUUGAGGGUUUAUGAAGCCCUGACUCCACUAUGUAUUCCUACAUAUUUAGAUUAUGAUUACUCUGAAGUAGGUUCUUCUCUUGAUACCACACAGUGUUUCAAUAAACCAAUGCAAUCCCUUAUUCCUAGAAUUAUCGACAGCAGUGAACUGGAAACUGAGUGUGAAGUACCUAAAUCAACUAAGUAUAAUAUUUUGAAUUUUUCUUUGAUAAAUCUAGAACCCAAAUCUGAUCAAGAGAUCUACGCUUUUAUCAAGGAGCUCAAACUAGUUCCGAAAAUCUCUGUCUCCUUUCAGAUGAAGGACUUGCAGGGUCUGAAAUUCUUCUUAACAAAAGACUCAUGCAGCCUGGAGAUUUGCUAUGGACGGCUUCAUCUAUUGGUAAAAAACCUCACAAUGAAAUCUCAGACAAUUUUUAAGCACACAGAACUUGGGGUUGUUUACUGUGAUAUUGAAGAUUCUGGAAGUUCUCCAGCAUCUGUUGCAUCUCCUAGAUUUCUGAAAGUGAAGGAGGUAAAACAUGAACAUGAGAAAACUGUUUCGGAAACCAAGAUAAAGCCAGGCCCCCAACCAACAAUUUCUGCUGUUCCCGUUCAGAACACUGAACAAAAUGUUGUUCAGAUAGAAGAUUCUACCAAUAUCACUGAGUUAAAGCCAGGCCCCCAACCAACAAUCUCUGCUGUUCUAGUACAAAACAAUGUACAAAAUGUUGUUCAUAUGGAAGAUUCUACAAAUAUUACUAUGUUAAGACAUGAUUCUGAUGCUGAGAACAGUAGCAAAUCAAGCUUUCCUAUUAAUACUAAUCACACCAGGCCUGUAGAAAAGAAGACAGAUUUAAGCAAGAAAAAUGAAAAUGAGAAUGGAACUGAAAAAGUUCAUUGCAAUGGCUUGAAGCUUUUGGUACUGACGAAAUAUCCUGAAUAUGAAGGGUUUUUCUCGGCUUGCAAUGUUUACAAGAGCUAUAAAAGUUUAGAUUUGUCUGAUAAUGAACUUAGUAAACUUAUUCUUCUUGUGAUGCCCUUAAGUGAAAUAUUCACAAGCUUUGAUCACAUUAUUCAAGAAAUCUCUGAUAAGGAACCCCUCAAUGCUGAAACUAUAGCAAAACAUUUUGAUUCUAAAACUUUUGACCUGUUCUCUGAAAUGAUCCCUGAUUCCAAGUUUUGUGACAUCUUGGUUCAUCAUAUCAAACUGAAAAAAGCAAAGAAUUUGAAAGAUGCCAGGGCGGAAGAGGCCAGGGAGAAUGAGGCCAGGGAGAAUGAGGCCAGGGAGAAUGAGGCCAGGGAGAAUAAGGCCAAAAAGAGGCCAGGGAGAAAGAGGCCAAGGAGAAAGAGGCCAGGGAGAAAGAGGCCAAGGAGAAAGAAGCCAGGGAGAAAGAGGCCAAGGAGAAAGAGGCCAGGGAGAAAGAGGCCAGAGAGAAAGAGGCCAGGGAGAAAGAGGCCAGGGAGAAAGAGGCCAGGGAGAAAGAGGCCAGGGAGAAAGAGGCCAGGGAGAAAGAGGCCAAGGACAAAGAGGCCAAGGAGAAAGAGGCCAAGGAGAAAGAGGCCAGGGAGAAAGAGGCCAGAGAGAAAGAGGCCAGGGAGAAAGAGGCCAGGGAGAAAGAGGCCAAGGACAAAGAGGCCAAGGAGAAAGAGGCUAAUGAGAAAUGGAUUAAGAAGAAAGAAGCAAAAGAGGCUGAGGAGGUUUAUGUUAAAGAAAAUUUUUGUUUCAUAUGCCAAGUUGAAGAUCAUAAAACUAAAGAUUGUGUAAAAUGCACCAAGUGUGCUA
Messenger RNA from Eurytemora carolleeae, 4925 nucleotides. RefSeq lists its product as uncharacterized. Gene Ontology annotation, molecular function: poly-pyrimidine tract binding; pre-mRNA 3'-splice site binding; zinc ion binding. The record is from RefSeq and is a predicted model, not a curated record. Gene Ontology annotation, cellular component: U2AF complex; commitment complex; U2-type prespliceosome. The transcript is spliced from 3 exons. The coding region runs from base 159 to 4907 and encodes 1582 amino acids. Lineage: Eukaryota; Metazoa; Arthropoda; Copepoda; Calanoida; Temoridae.